This is a messenger RNA of Ustilago hordei, 507 nucleotides long. RefSeq lists its product as uncharacterized. Gene Ontology annotation, molecular function: structural constituent of ribosome. Gene Ontology annotation, cellular component: ribosome; small ribosomal subunit. The transcript has a single exon. The record is from RefSeq and is a predicted model, not a curated record. NCBI's taxonomy places the organism in Eukaryota, Fungi, Basidiomycota, Ustilaginomycetes, Ustilaginales, Ustilaginaceae. Gene Ontology annotation, biological process: translation. Bases 1 to 507 code for a protein of 168 amino acids.
AUGUCUUGGACGAUGGUCUCCUCCCUCAUUCGCAGCGCCAUUGCUGGACCAUCCCGCCUACCCAUCAACGCCGUCACUUGCAUCUCCCCCUCGAUGCGCGCCUUUUCCACAUGCCAACCUUGCUUGGUGACUCUGCAACAAAACCUUCGUGGUGCACGCAAAGCCCAUCGACCAGCGGUCAACAAAGUGCCUGCUCUGGAAUCGAAACCUUUCGUCAAGGGAGUUUGCAGCAAAAUCUUCACCACAAAACCCAAGAAACCCAAUUCGGCUAUUCGCAAAGUCGCCCGUGUCAAACUCUCCAACGGUCGUUCGGUAGCCGCUUACAUUCCGGGUGAAGGUCACAACUUGCAGGAACACUCGGUCGUCUUGGUCCGUGGUGGUCGUGUACAGGAUUGUCCAGGUAUAAGAUAUCAUUUGGUCAGAGGUGCUCAGGAUUUGGCCGGUGUUGCAGGUCGUCAAACCUCCAGGUCAAAGUACGGCUCCAAGAAGCCCAAGGCUGCUCCUUGA